Eucalyptus grandis is the source of this 3724-nucleotide messenger RNA. Its product is annotated as disease resistance protein RUN1-like. Bases 873 to 2225 code for a protein of 450 amino acids. NCBI's taxonomy places the organism in Eukaryota, Viridiplantae, Streptophyta, Magnoliopsida, Myrtales, Myrtaceae. Gene Ontology annotation, molecular function: ADP binding. The transcript has 5 exons. Gene Ontology annotation, biological process: defense response; signal transduction. The record is from RefSeq and is a predicted model, not a curated record.
GUCGAGGCGCGAAGGUGAUCCUCGGGAUUGCGCUGCCUUGCGGGACUCACUCAAUCUGCUUCUAGACAACUUCUUCUCAAGCGCUGAAACCCAUCACAGUGAUUUUAUCUCUGCAUCGCUUCUCCUCAAGGGAUGUGGGGUGGCUACUGAGUAGCAGAGGAGGGUCUCUUAUUCUCUCUUUUGGAGUCGCUGUUGCCUGUUAACGAGGUUUCUAUGUGUCGCAAAUUCAUAAUUCAAAAGCCUUUUGGAUGCUACCUCUAAAGAUCGCUGCUUCCUUCUAAAAUAAAUGAAGUGGGCUUUUUGGGGCCAUUGCCACCGAAUCUUCCACAGUGAAACGACGUGAGCUUACUUAACCGAAAGCCUUGUCUUCAUCACCUAUCGCUUUCUCAAGAACACAAACCUUCAUCAGCAUUGCUUAGGGGAGAAAUUAAGGUGCACGUUAUUCUGAGUGGACCAAGCCAACAAUCUUGACUUGACUAGAGGGUGAGCUCCAAAAGAAGAUAAGGCAAGGAUUACAAGCAUUUGCAGAAAAAGCAUAUUUCCUUGUUCAUCAAUCCUUUAAAGCAACAGAAAAAGCAUCUUUUUGUUUCAACUUUCCCUCUCUCAGAUCGUGAUGGACACAAGGCAAAGAAAGAGAGUAGAGGAAGAGGGCACUGAAGGAGCAUCCACUUCUUCAUUCAUCUCUCGGGCACCCAUAGAUGUAGGUAGCAAUCAAUACGAUGUGUUCUUGAGCUUUAGAGGCUUGGAUACCCGUAAAGGAUUCACUGAUUGCCUCUAUCACAGUCUAGUCAAGGCAGGUACUGUACCGUGUUGCGUGUUUAGGGACGAGAACAGCAUCCCAAUUGGUGAGGAAUUUGGUCCAGAGAUUCUCAAUGCCAUCGCACAGUCUAAGAUUUCGAUCCUCGUUAUUUCCGAAAAUUAUGCUUCGAGCAAAUGGUGCCUCCAUGAACUCGUUCAUAUCAUGGACCGCAAGAAGAAGCGCAUCACAUAUAGUGUUACCUAUAUUUUACAAAGUUGCCCCAUCGGAUGUGCGGCAUCUAAAAGGAAAUUUUGGAAAUGCCUUCCAUUCGAGGCGGGAGUGUUUUGGUGAGAAGGAUAUCCAGGAAUGGCAACGAGCACUUAAUGAAGUUAGUUACUUAAAUGGAUGGGAAUCUGACAAAUUCAACAAUGGGCACGAGGGAGAAUUAAUAGAACAUGUUGUCGAAACUGUUAUAAGCAAGUUACAGGAAGAUUUUCAACUAAAUGUGCCUCAACAACUAGUUGGAUGUGAUGGUCCUAUGAAGGAAAUUAUGAAUUGGAUAGACAGUCCUUCCGUCAAUGCUCGAAUGAUUGGAAUUUAUGGCAUGGGUGGGAUAGGCAAGACAACUCUUGCCAAGUGCAUCUACAAUCAACUCUUGAAUAAAUUUGGACAUGUCAGCUUCCUUCCAGAUGUUCGAGAAACUGUUAGGCAAAGGGGGAUUACAUAUCUACAGAGUCAACUAAUAUCGGAUAUACUACAAAGCAAAAGUCAAGUGUCUAGAAUUGAUGAUGGAAUUAAUAUAAUCAAAUCUAAAUUUAGAGGAAAAAAGGUUCUCGUUCUUCUGGAUGAUAUAGAUGACAAGAUUCAUCUUGAUGCAUUGGCUAAGAAACGUGAUUGGUUUAUGGCAGGAAGUUUGAUCAUUGUUACCACUAGGAAUGAAGCCAUUCUUGAUCAAUCUGAAUUCGAGGUAGACUACAAGUAUAGAUUGAAUGAAUUGGAUGAGGUGCAUGCUUUGCUUUUAUUUAACAGACAUGCAUUUCGUAAGGACCAUUCUCCAAGGGACUUUAAAGAUAUAUCUGGUGAUAUUAUAUCCACCAUGGGUGGGCUUCCCUUGGCUCUUCAAGUUGUAGGUUCUUACUUGUAUAAAAAAAUGAAUCGAAAAGUAUGGGAAGAUGUGCGGAAGCAAUUAAAAAACCAACCACAUAGAGAUGUCCAAAAAAUAUUGCAAAUAAGUUAUGAUGCAUUAGAAGAUGGACAUAAGCAGAUUUUUCUCGACAUUGCUUGUUUCUUUAUUGGCAAAACGAGCAAAUAUGCCCUUAUUGGCGAAAUGAGCGAAGACGCCCUUAUUGGCGAAAUGAGGGAAUACGCCGAAAUAAUCAAAUACGCCAUGUACAUGUGGAAGGACUGUGGGUUUUAUCCAAGUCAAGGUAUUGAAGAGUUGAAGUUGAGGUGCUUAAUUAAAAUUGGAGAUGAUGGUACAUUUUGAGAUGCAUGAUCAACUAAGAGAUCUUGGAAGGAGCAUUUUUUGCCAAGGACAAUCGCUUGAGCUUGAGAAACGUACUGGACCAUGGGACAAUGACUAUAAGGGAGUCCCAAGAGUAAUAAGACAAAAGAGGUAAAAUAUGGCACUCCCUUCAUUUUCUCUCCCUCUUACUUUAAUAUAUUUAAUAUGGUGUAUUCUAAUUUCUCGUCUAGCAUGAACAAAUGCUCUUACUUUCUAGGAAAAAAAGAAUCGAUACAUCCACUUAUGUCCAUCGUAGAUUAGAUGUGAUAGCUAAAUAAAUUAUAAGUAUCUCAAGGAUGAAAAAGUUAUAUCAUUUGAUUAGAUUUCAUUGAUAUGAAUUACGUUUGUUGAAUUUUGAUUGACAAUCAAUUUAAGAUCCUUUUACUACAAUUUUGCUCUAUAAAACUUAUUUACUAAAAGCAUGCCAUUGUCAUAUCUAGUUGAAAAUAUUGAUAAUCUGAAGGACUACAAGAAUGAAUUUAGAUGAAGUAUAAACAUCAUAGAUCAUAUAAAUGAAGAUUUCUAGGUUAAAAGGAAAAAAAAGAAAGAUAGUAUGUGCCAAUUACAAUAACUGAUAAUUAAUUCAAAACAAUAAGAUUGGAAAAAAUUUCACACUUAUGACAUGUGCUUGCUUUCUAGUAUGGCCGAAUGUAUUGGGGGCUCUUGGGAUUCAGGAAUCCAAUGUUUGAUAUCAUUUUCUCUAUUUUGAUUUUGAAGAUAUCGGUCCCUCUAUUAGUUAUAUCUAUCUCUUUUCAUUCUUAUUUCCUCUUAAUAGAUGAGAUAGCAAAAAUCCGCAUAAAAAUAUUUUUAGGAAGAUCUUACUGGUUUUUAAAGUUUUAUCCCGUUGACUUGUAGCGCAUUCUCCCUCUUUCGCAUAUCUUCACUCCUUCUUAUAAUAACAGACAACGAAAGAUGCUAGGCACACUCUUAUUUGCUCAUUUCAUGGAUUAGGUUAGGCGUAUGAUAAAGAGUGGAUUCUCUUGUAACAAACAUUUCUAUCCGCUAUAAGUUGUUUUACAUUAUUUAUUUUUUUAGGGACAAUGCCUCUUUUGUGCCAGAAACGUCUAGACUGACUUGACUAUUUAUAAAAUAAAUAAAUAAAUAAAAAGAAAACUUGACCAAUUAGCGGAAAUGUCAUGCUUAUUAUUAUAUCCAUACCCUUGUCUUCAUGAUAUAUGAUUUUCAGCAUGAAGCAAAUUUUUUCAACUAUGUUUUAUCUUUUACUUAAAUUAUCAAUGUUCAUGUCAUUUUAUUAUUAUAUAUUGUCCAUUUGAGAUGCCUCGUAGGCUCGUGGCUGAUCAAAGGCGAGGAAUUAACCCUAGCAAUUAACCAAGAGAUGGGCAAACAAAACAGCUUUACAUUCUUGAUAUAAUUCGAAAUAGUUCAUUCCUAUGAUUCAAUUUCACUCUUUGGUUGAUCCAGUAACUUCUUAACAUUAGCAAAAAGAGCACACCAUACGGGUGUUUGAAAAAUGAAAAAAA